Messenger RNA from Oppiella nova, 959 nucleotides. The record is from the annotation of a GenBank genome assembly. NCBI's taxonomy places the organism in Eukaryota, Metazoa, Arthropoda, Arachnida, Sarcoptiformes, Oppiidae.
CAGGUUCCUGUUGUUUACCCCGCAAAACAAACUGGUCGAGCACGUGAUGAUUGAGGGCGAUCACCAGGCUAUUCAGGACUCGCAUUUCGAUGCCACUAAACCGACCAAGUUCAUCAUUCACGGCUACGUAGAUAUGCCCGAAUUGGACCCAUGGAUGAAGGUGAUGAAGGACGAGUACCUGGCUAAUGGCGAGUAUAACGUGAUCAUUGUCGAUUGGUUUGCGGGCAAUCACGGCCUUUACGAUCAGGCCGCGCGCAAUACUCAUGUUACGGGACAAGUGGUGGCAAAUAUGAUCAAGGACCUACAGGAACUGAAAGGUCUAAAACUGAGUGACGUCCACAUACUGGGCCACUCAUUGGGCGCACACGCCGCUGGUUUUGCCGGUGAGGACCUGAAGGGACAGGUGGCUAGGAUUACCGGUUUGGACCCGGCUGGACCCCUUUUUGAUGGAGCCACACAAAAACUUAAGCCAACCGAUGCCGUAUUCGUAGACUCCAUUCACUCGGACGCCGACCCCCUAAUCAUCGGUUUUGGUAUCCACGAGAACUCGGGUCACGUGGACUUCUACCCCAAUGGCGGCCAUAAUCAGCCGGGUUGUGCACUCCUACCCAUACCGUGCAACCAUUUACGGGCCGUAGAGUUCUAUAUGUCCAGUUUGAAAGCGGAGAACCCCAAGGGGGUGGCCCUCCAGUGCGCCUCGUAUGACGACUAUAAGGCCGGCAAGUGUGCGGCAGUGGACGCCGCCCUGUCGGGCACCCUGGGCGAGGAUGCCAUUAAACUGAGCUCGUACAAAACCAAAACUGAGGGCACCAAGUUCUUUUUGAGAACCCAUGCCGAGUACCCCUAUUUUGAGGGCUAGUCAAUAUAAAUAGUUGCACGAUUAGUUUUAUGUAAUAUAAUAACAGAUGAUUGUGUACUGUAUGACAUAUUAAAUAAUAAAAGUUAUAUUUUGAAUUGUA